Messenger RNA from Labrus mixtus (cuckoo wrasse), 971 nucleotides. RefSeq lists its product as uncharacterized. The transcript has 6 exons. The record is from RefSeq and is a predicted model, not a curated record. Gene Ontology annotation, cellular component: nucleus. Gene Ontology annotation, biological process: spermatogenesis; regulation of DNA-templated transcription. Bases 129 to 788 code for a protein of 219 amino acids. Gene Ontology annotation, molecular function: protein dimerization activity; RNA polymerase II cis-regulatory region sequence-specific DNA binding; DNA-binding transcription factor activity, RNA polymerase II-specific. NCBI's taxonomy places the organism in Eukaryota, Metazoa, Chordata, Actinopteri, Labriformes, Labridae.
CCUGGUGAAGCUCGUUCACUGAGAGCAAACAAGCAGCAGACUUUGAGAGUGAUUCAGGUCGAGCAGACACACAGGUGUAUGAAAAACUGUUGGACCAGAGGCCUGCAUGCUUGGAUCAGUAACUGAGGAUGGAUCACAAAAAACAUCUCACCCCCUUUAAAGAGACCAGAACUGGACCUGUACAGAGCCCUGGUCCUGAGUCACCUUUUAAGGCUGUUUUGAGUGUUGAAGAUCAAAUUCUGUCCACUAUUGACACCAGCGCUCUGCUGACUGCAACUUCACCAGAUGAUGAUGAAGAGGAGGCGGAGCAGAAGGAAGAAGGGGAAGAGGAUGAGGAUGGGGAGGAGGAUGAUGAUGCUGAGGAAGAGAAGGAUAAGGGUCUGAGAGUGUGUGAAAUGAAGAUGAAGUCUCAUCACGAGCUGAAAAACAGAAGCAGCUGUGUUUUACUGGAGAGACAACGCAGGAAACGCAUCACUCAGGGCUGCAGGACACUACAAAAUAUGUUACCCAUAAUCCAUGGCAGUGGUGUUGACAUGGUUACAGUUCUGGAAAAAACAGUGGCCUUCCUGGAGAUGGUCCAGGAAUUAGUUCCAGCUGAAGACUCAAAUGUACAGCUCUGUCCUCCUGCUGAGCUCUGUGCUGAUUGGCUGCUGCAGAGUAGAGAGAGCAAGGAGGUCAGCCACAAGAUGGCCACUGAACAAAAGAAGGAAAAGAAACUGAACAGGAGUGGAGGCGUCCUGCUGCAGCAGAAGCGAAGCAGGAGGUGGGCACAUAGAAAGGUUAUUUAACAACAAGCACCAGCAUCUACAUUUAUUCAACGCCUUCUAUCUUCAAUGACUUUAUUCUGCUGUUCAGCCGUUUACAUUGGUUUCAGAAGUCGAUGUGCUAAAAUUGCAAUAUUAAAAGUUUUGGGAGUGGUUAUACAACAUAUUGAUUUGUAUCUGUUGUGAAAGUAAAAGCUUAAGUUUAGA